GAUAAUGCGGAAGCGAUGGACACGGAGCCAAGUGAGAGGUCAGAAUCUAAAAUAGAAGCAUCUGCAUGUGCAUCAGCUUCAGUAAAUCCACAAUGUUUACAAGCAGUUAUCAGUAACGACCCUGCCGAAUGGAAGGCCAACGAUGCUACUAUCGAUUAUUUGUUGUCCUUACCAAAUGAAAUAUGCCAAAAUACAGAUGAGGAUUUUUCACUAACAAAAACUGUUAUUGGCAAUAAGACACGGUAUCUUACUAAGAACGUUUUCCGUCGGAAACUUGCCAAUGAGGAAGAACAACCUCGUAGAUACUUAAUAUAUUCACCAUCAAAGAAAUCCCUGUUUUGCAUUCCAUGUCGUCUUUUCGGAGGAACCUCAAAAAUGGCCACUGAUGGCGUAAAUGAUUGGAGUAAUGUAAAUAAAAUUUUGAAUUUACAUGAAAACUCCCACGAACACGCCAAAUCCCAAGUAACCUUAUUGCGGCGUCAACAAAAGCAAAACCAAAUUGAUUCAUUGCUGUGUCAGCAAAUAAGACUCGAAGAAGAUUACUGGCGAAAAGUGUUAAAGCGGGUGGUUGCAGUGACUAAAAAAUUGGCUUCCAGAGGUUUACCGUUUAGAGGAACAGUUGAAAAAUUCGGCAAUCCAAACAACGGAAACUUCAUGAUGUGUCUGGAGCUCAUAGCGGAAUUUGAUCCGUUUUUAGCCACGCAUGUAUCUCAGCACGGAAAUCCGGGAAGUGGUAAAACGUCAUACCUCUCAUCUACAAUAUGUGAAGAAUUUAUCGACUUAAUGUCGACUGAGGUUCUGAAUCACAUUAUGUCCGAAAUUGGAAAGUCAAAAUACUAUUCAAUUAUAAUUGACUCAACACCCGACAUGGCACAUAUUGAUCAAUUAUCCGUAAUCAUCAGAUAUGUUACAGAAAAUGGAAAACCAGUAGAGCGCUUCGUUGGCUUUUUGCCAAAUGUGGGACAUAAAUCUGAAGAUAUGGAAAAUGCUGUAAUUUCUAAAUUGGAGAAGCACAAUUUGGAAUUAAAACAUUGUCGAGGUCAGUCCUACGACAACGCUAGUAAUAUGUCCGGCUGUUACAGUGGUUUACAAGCAAGGAUUUUGAAACGCAACCCGCUCGCUGAUUACCUACCAUGUGCCGCCCAUUCAUUGAAUUUGGUUGGCGUCUGCGCUGCCGAAUGUGCCGGAGAGGCUGUAAGGUUUUUUGAAACGGUGCAGAGCCUAUAUACUUUUUUCUCGGCGUCUACUCGUCGUUGGGAAAUUCUACUUUCCAAUUUAAAACCCGGCGCUAAAGUUCCAAAACGGGUCGACGGAACAAGAUGGUCUGCACGCCAUGAUGCUUUAAUGAGCUUACGCGGGAGCUGGAGCAAUUAUUUAAAUGCUUUGACAACAAUUGAAGAAGCGGUUUCAGAAAAACCAACGGUUCGAACGGAGGCAGCUGGGAUUAAACGUCGCUUAAACCGUUUCGAAUGUGCCUUCAUGUCGGUUUUUUGGGAAGUGAUAUUGAGCGUUUCCAUAAAACCAACAAAACUCUUCAGGGCGUCGAUAUCGAUACUGGCGACGUAACUAGACUCUUUUUAUCAUUGAUAAAUUUUGUCAAAUCUUUGCGAAAUACUGCCAUGUUUGAA
This is a messenger RNA of Diabrotica virgifera virgifera (western corn rootworm), 1628 nucleotides long. Its product is annotated as zinc finger MYM-type protein 1-like. The record is from RefSeq and is a predicted model, not a curated record. The transcript is spliced from 2 exons. Bases 16 to 1566 code for a protein of 516 amino acids. Lineage: Eukaryota; Metazoa; Arthropoda; Insecta; Coleoptera; Chrysomelidae.